Molecule: messenger RNA, 3700 nt
Organism: Zalophus californianus (California sea lion)
Lineage: Eukaryota; Metazoa; Chordata; Mammalia; Carnivora; Otariidae
Gene: SCAMP4
Product: secretory carrier membrane protein 4
Exons: 7
Coding region: 121-813 (230 amino acids)
Biological process (GO): protein transport
Cellular component (GO): trans-Golgi network membrane; recycling endosome membrane
Source: RefSeq, a predicted model, not a curated record
CCCGCGGCGCGGGCGGAGGCGGGGCAAGCGGUCGGUUGCUAAGACUUGUGAGGCGCAGGGCUCGCUUGCGGUCCUUCAGGUGGCUGUAGGCUUCUGCCCCGCCCAGUUGUCACAGCGGAAAUGUCCGAAAAGGAGAACAACUUCCCGCCGCUGCCCAAGUUUAUCCCCCUGAAGCCCUGUUUCUACCAGAACAUCUCCGACGAGAUCCCCAUCGAGCACCAGCUUCUGGUGAAGAGAAUCUAUCGGCUGUGGCUGUUCUACUGUGCCACCCUGGGGGUCAACCUCGUCGCCUGCCUGGCCUGGUGGAUCGGUGGUGGCUCGGGGGCCAACGUUGGCCUGGCCUUGGUCUGGCUGCUGCUCUUCUCCCCCUGUGGCUACAUGUGCUGGUUCCGGCCUGUGUAUAAGGCCUUCCGAGCCGACAGCUCCUUCAACUUCAUGGCGUUCUUCUUCAUCUUUGGAGCCCAGUUUGUCUUGACCGUCCUCCAGGCGAUUGGCUUCGCGGGAUGGGGCGCAUGUGGUUGGCUGGCGGCAAUUGGGUUUUUCCAGACGAGUGUCGGAGCCGCUGUGGUCAUGCUGCUUCCAGCCAUCAUGUUCUCCAUGUCAGCUGCCAUGAUGGCCGUUGCGAUCAUAAAGGUGCACAGGAUCUAUCGGGGGGCUGGCGGAAGCUUCCAGAAGGCGCAGACCGAGUGGAACACGGGAGCUUGGCGGAACCCACCGUCUCGAGAGGCUCAGUACAACAACUUCUCGGGAAGUACCCUGCCCGAGUACCCCACUGUGCCCAGCUACCCGGCAGCCGGCAGCCAGUGGCCAUAGAGGGGCCGACCGGCCCCGCUGCCCGCCCCCCUCCCCUCCCCUGGCCAGGGCGGCGGAGCCUGUGAGCACUCGGGGACCCGCACUCGUGUUUGUCUCGUCUCCGGCAGCGAGGUCCUCGCGAGCGCCACCCAGAAACCGUUCAGCCUGUGCCGUCCGGCAGGACGCCCCCCGUGCUGCACAGCACACCCCCUCCUCUGGAGGCCUCUGCAGGGAGAAGGGGCAGCAGGCCGGCCGCCUGACUUCCAGAGCUGAUGGCACAGAGGGGGACUCCACCAGGGCGUUACCCUCAGCCCUUCUUCUCUCCUUCCCGUCCCCGUGGGUGAUGGAGGGGCUUGGCCGGGUCCUCUGUGUUCUUGUACUUUGUGUCCCUGUCCACCUGCAGCCAGAGGGCUCUUGUGGACAGCCCUGCGGGGUCGGCCAGAGGCUGAUGAGCCACCUGGGCACCAUGAUCUGAGCCCCUGUCCAUCUGUCCGUCUGCCCCAUGGGCUCUGUGCAGGGCCGUUGGCCUUCCUGCCCCCAGUGGUUGUCUUCAUGGGAACGUCGAGUGGGCCCCUGUCGAGAUCUGAAGGCUGGGGCGAACCCCUUUGGGGGACGGGGGCCGUGGGGAUCUGAAGGCAGGGGCAGAACCCUUUGGGGGGCCGGGGCCAGAUCUCCCCUCUGUGCAAACGCAGGGAAAGCCUCAGCAGCAGGCAGAGCGGGGUGGGCCGGCUGCUCGGAGCCCGCGACCACACAGCCCUCCCUCGAGCUGCAGGAAGCAGGAGACGGGGUUUCUCAGGAGAGUGGCCUUCUAGAGGUUAAGAUGUGACAAACCUGUGCCUUAGCAAGCAAUCUAAACGAUAGGUCACCUCCCUCCGGCUCUCGUAGCUCCUUCUGAGAUGAAGGACUGGAAUGUUCCGCGGGGAUCUCAGCAGCACGCCUGUGAGCUGACCGGCCGGAGGAGCCCUCGUUGCCUCCUAGCCCUUGCUGGCCAGGCUCCCCAGGCGCCCCGAAUGCUGCCCCUCGGCUCCCGGCUGGCCGGCUCGGGGUAGGACAGGGACCCUCUGUGUCACACACUGCCGCGCCAGAUGCCAGCCUCUCCAAAAGCCUGGACCAGCUAGCCUUGUUCUUUGCACUCCACACCCAUGCUUGCUUUGGCUGCUCGUGCUGGGCGCCAUGUGGUGUCCCAAGGUGGCCGUGGUUCCUGAGGACAUGCCCGGGCCUGGGUCCCCUCGGGUCUCAAGCUGUAGGUCUCCCGGGUGUCCCUGAACGCCCCCUAGCCAGCCUCUGCGACCGAGAGGCAUGCGCUGCACUGACCGUGGGGCCGAGUCCCCUGCUGCGUGCGGGACUGAGCAGGUGUGGCCCCAGGUAGGAGAACCGCAUGCGCAUCCACCUUUGUUACUUCGUAGUGGGUUUUGUUACGGGAGAGUAUCCUGGAAAUAAAUACUAUAGUCCUUCCUGCAUCACGGGGCCUCUGCGGGGCUGUUAGGGGCGUGCGCGUCUGUGGCCCUAGCCACAUGCUGCCCCUGCCUGUGACCCUGCCCCACACGGCGUCGCCCUCAUGUCCUCUGAGCCACCACAGUGCGUUUACUUCAUGCUUUUCCUUUCAGUCAACUUGCUUUUUUUAUGCUCCACUGUUUUAACUUGAAAAAGGGAAGUGUACAGAAAAUGAGAAACCAGUAUCACUUGCCCCAAAGGAAAGAAUAGUAGACGUGGCUGGAAGAGAAACAGAAGGACCUCACAGAAGCCCAGCUGCAGGGGCCUCCCCAGGGCUCACGGUGUGGACACCCCACGUGGACACGGGAGGGAGGACGGGGCGCUUUGCCACCACAGGAAGGAGACUAGAUCCACAGAGAGAGACCAAACUGAGCCCCAAGCAAAUGGCACGGGUUGCAUUGUGCCCUCCCCCAACCCCCCCCCAGACUCACGUGUUGACAUCCUAGCGCCCCGCAGGUCAGAACGGGAAUUACUCGGAAAUGGGGCGGUCGCAAGGGUACUUAGUUAAGGUGAGUAGGGUGGGCCCUAAAGUCAUGGCAGGUGUCCUUACAAAAAGGGGAUGUGUGGACCCAGACAGGCAGGGAGAAGCCCUGUGGAGACGGGGCCGAGACAGGGGGUGAUGCUUCUACAGGCCAAGGCAUGCCGAGAUGACUGGUCGACCCCUGCCCCCCCCCCCCGAAGCUGGGGAGCCUGGGACAGGUUCUCCCUCAGCAGGAACCAGCCCUACAACGCUUCUUGGGCUGUGCCCUCCCGAGCUGUGAGGGUUAGGGUUGAGGCUGCCCCAGGAAGGCCCCCGCAGAUGCUAGAGCAGUGCAGGAGGAGGUGGGGUGGGGUGUGCUGUGGGGACGCACCUGUUGAUGAGUGGGACGUGGAUUGCAGGGGUAGACAGGGAGUGGGUGUCCCUGGGCUGGGUGGGGGGACCGGACUGGUGACAGGGCAGGAAGGGGGGAAACGGGGCCCGGGUGCAGGGAUGUGUGUGCCCUGAGCUCCCAGGUGACCUGUAAGGACGCAGGAUGGGGCUGGAGUUGAGAGGCCAAAGCCCAAGUUGAGAAAGGGACCCUUUGUGUGGGCAGCCGCAUCAAAGAACCACAGACUCAGGGUUGAAGCCACAGGGGUCUCUCCUCCCACCCUCUGGGGGGCAGAGCUGGGAUUCACAGCAGGAUGCUGGCAGCAUCACCUAGGACCACGGACUGGGGGGCUCAGUGCUCCCGCAUCCUGGGGGCCAGAUGUCAGAGCUGUCGGUGUUCACGGGGCGGUGUCCCCUCUGCAGCCUCCUGGGAAGCGCCCUCCCUGCCUCUCCCAGGUGAAUACUAAUACUCUAUUAGAAUUUAAGACAAAAUUUAAAAACAUUUGUUAAUGUCAUCUAAAAAUCUGUUCGUUACGCUUCAACAUUAAAAAAGUAACUUUUUUUUUU